Molecule: messenger RNA, 537 nt
Organism: Anopheles cruzii
Lineage: Eukaryota; Metazoa; Arthropoda; Insecta; Diptera; Culicidae
Exons: 5
Coding region: 1-537 (178 amino acids)
Source: RefSeq, a predicted model, not a curated record
AUGAAGUCCGCCAUCCUGUACCCGUACGGUCCACUGCGGGGGGCGAACGGGUGCUGCCGGAUGCUGCACGCCAAGCACUUGGCCCUCACCAGCGCCAUCUACACACUGAACAUUUCCAUCCUGGUGGUGCUGCUGUACUCGUGGCGCAUCAGCGUGAACGUGAAAAAGUACGGUGACCUGGAGGACGUCUACUACGGGGUCCAGAUAGCGUACUUUGCCAUCAUCGGCACGCAGUGUUCGAUGAUUCUGCUCAGCGUGGUGCUCAUUUUCGGCAUCUACCGGGAAAACAUCGGUCUGGUGGUACCGUGGAUUAUCGGGUUCAUCACCUUCAUGGCGCUGGAAGCGGUCGCCAUGGUGUACUCGAACGUUCUGCGGGACCACGUCAACCGCCAGUUCGAUUCGCUCUGCAAGGCGGAGGUGGCGUUCUUCGUGGCGCGUGCCGUCAUCAAUAUACUGGCCAUGUGGGCCGUCACCCGGUUCUACAACCUGCUGCGGGCCGGCGUCACCUGGAAAGGGCCGGAGCUGAUCGAACUAUGA